Messenger RNA from Manduca sexta (tobacco hornworm), 3942 nucleotides. RefSeq names its product SET and MYND domain-containing protein 4. The record is from RefSeq and is a predicted model, not a curated record. The transcript is spliced from 15 exons. Gene Ontology annotation, molecular function: protein binding. Bases 216 to 2567 code for a protein of 783 amino acids. Lineage: Eukaryota; Metazoa; Arthropoda; Insecta; Lepidoptera; Sphingidae.
UGCAUGAACCACAAAUUUCCGUAAUGUUCUAUUUAUACAGUCGUAUAUUUAAUUUGACUGUAUCAAAAUGUAUAAUUUCGAUUCAUUUUCUUUAAAUUUUGCAAGUUUCAAUAUUUUUUAGAUAAAGCCAAUUAUAAAGUGAGAUUACAUUUAAGAUUGACAAAUGUAAAUUCCUAUGUUAAUAAUAAGCUGUAAUUUGGGCCUGGAAUGAAAAAAUGAGCAAUAUAGAGCUGCCGGACGACUGUGCUAAGCAAUGGGAGAUACUUCUCCUACUUAUUUCUGCAGAAGAGAAGAAAAUCGACCGGACCAGCGAUGGCGAAAUAGAUACUAUGAAUUAUUUCUUCAAGAAUGAGGGGAUCAGGAGAAUCCUCCUACAAUGGCUGCAGCAGAUGAAGCAAUCAUACGCAAAGAAGAUGAGUGAGACGGACACAGCUUUGAAGUCAGAUGAAGUAGCACUCCUGUGGAGGCAGAAGGGAAAUGACAAAUUCCGAGCCAACCGACUGGAAGAUAGCUACAGAUGUUACAUGAAGAGUGUGCUCUACGCUCCACAGGAUGGCCCGAUGUAUCCCCUCGCCCUGGCUAAUAGAUCUGCUGCACUCCUACGCAUGAAACGGUUCCAGGAGUGCCUGUCGGACAUCAAGCUGGCGCUCGCUAGCGGCUACCCGAACGAGCAGCGUCACAAGCUGUUGCUGCGCCGCGCCGACUGUCAUAUAGAGCUGGGCCAGCGCACCAAAGCGCUUGAAGCGCUUAACGCUUCAUCACAACACGCCGCUAGUUUGAAGCUGUCUGCAGCGCAGUGCGCGGAAUUCGAGAGACACAUACGAGACCUGGAAAGGAAGGUGGAAGUAAUCGUGGAGGAGGAGAAAGUAGAGGAUGGCGUUAUACCGGAGUGCUACAAGGGCCUCAAUGAGAACUUCCAUGCCGCCUCUAAUGCUAUAGAGUUACGUCGUAAUGACACGGCGGGCCGUCACGUGGUGACGUGUCACGCGACACGUCGUGGCGACGUGCUGUUCUCCGAGGAGCCGUACGCGUGCGUCACGCUGCCGACCGGCACCGACAGCGCCGUUUGCGACAACUGUUGCAAGUCGUCUGUUAAUAUUGUACCUUGCAGCGCGUGUUCCCGCAGCGUGUACUGCGGGGCGGAGUGUCGGUCGCGCGCUUCCGCCGUUUUCCACCGCUGGGAGUGCGUCGGAGCGCAGGCGGACCUCUUCCCCACUGUGGGCAUAGCGCACUUAGCUUUAAGGGUGUUACUAGUGUCCGCCAGCGACGGUUUUCCAAAGGUGCCUACGACGGAACCCGAACCCCGGACGGCCGAGCAACUGUUCAACAGCUACUCGCGCGUCGACAGCGUGCAAAUAUACAAACAUGACACGCCGGCUUUCUACAGGAUGUUCAAUCUUGUCACAAAUUUUGAUAAGAUGAACAACGCUGAUUAUAUACAGUAUGCUCUGACGGCUACGAUGCUGACGCUGUACCUGGAGCGGUUCACGUCGUUCUUCGAGUACAUGUCGGGGAGGGUGCCGUACUCAAUGUCAGCGUCGCAGCUGCGGCUGUUCGCUGCGGCGGUGGUGCUGCGCAGUCUCGGGCAGCUGGUGUGCAACGGACACGCAGCGCUCAGCCUCGCCACUGUGGAGGAGGGGGAAGGUCGCACGGCUACAGAGCGGGAAGUGAGGCGCGCCACCGCGAUAUAUCCCUCUGCCGCCAUGAUGAACCACUCCUGCGACCCCAACAUUAUCAACACUUUCCACAAUGCGCGUCUGAUUGUGCGUUGUUCGCGUGAGUUGUGCGCAGGCGCAGAGGUGCAUAACUGUUACGGGCCGCACCGCGCGCGUGACGUCACAGCGCACCGACGCGCACAACUGCGCGCGCAGUACAUGUUCACGUGCAACUGUACCGCAUGCACGGACACAGAGAGGAGGGACUUUGUGUCGUUGUUCUCCGCGUACGCGUGCCAGUCGUGCAAGGGCCCGGUGCUGUGGAGCGGACGCCGCGCCCACUGCCAGCAGUGCCAGACCGACUUCAAGCUCGCCAAGGCGCUUACUACAGUCGAGAGGGCGGACGAACUCAUGGCGCAAGCGGAACGUGCCUCCGCCCCUGAGGAGCGGUGCGAGAAGGCGCUUGCGUCGUUCAAACUCAAACAGCAGGUGUUACAUCGCCAUCACACCGCACUGCGUACCACUGCCGACCGACUCGCCAGGAUAUACGCUGACGUCGGCGAAUUCAGCAAAAGCGUGGAGCUGAUAAAGCAGAAUAUACAGAGUCUGGAGUACCAGUUCGGCUCGUUCAGUGUUGAGGUGGCGCAUGAGUUGAGGAAACUGUCCGACGUGAUGUUAGAACGCCUCGUGAACUCGCCGCAGCAUCCCGAUUGCAGGGAAUGGUGUCUAGAAGCUCACAAGAUAAUCAAAAAGGCGGUGCAGUUAAUGGAACUCAACUACGGCUCGUGGGAGCCGCUAGUGAAGAGACUGAGGGAGCACGAGGCGGUCGUGGCUUCGAUGCUCGCUCACAGCCGCACACCGGAGACAGCCAAUAACAUACACCACAACCUGCACUACAACCUCAAAAUAUAAACUAAUCUAGACUAUACGUCCCGUGACCGGGUGGGACCAAAGUGGAUCCUAAUUUGGGGCCAUGACGUGGAGUGACGUCGCUCCAGCCAAUGUUCCUCUGUUAUUAACCCUCAGAGUUUAUGUGAUUUUAAAUAUAUUUGUAUUGAAUCAAUGUGAACGAAAAUUAGGUUAAGGCAAGUUUUUAAUAUUUUAGUUUUAAGUGUGCCUGGUAAGAAAGCGAAUGGGAUUGUAGAAGAGUUGGGAAUGUAUUGAUUAGUUAAUUGCAUUAAAUACACUGAAAAGCUACUAGUUUCUAGGAACGGACUGGCGAGGCGAAUGUCUGCAGGCUCAAAACCCAGGGUCACGCACCUGGCAACUGAAACUUCUAGUUUUAUAUUUGUGAAUUAUGGCUUGGUGUAACGGUGAAGGAAAAUAUCGUGAGGAAACCUGCAUACAUCAUAAAUUCUCUCAGAAUUUCGUAGGUGUGUAGUCUACAGCGGCGAAGGGUGACAUUUUUCAAAAGGUAACCCGAUCCUUAAAAAAAAUCCUUAAUUAACACAUCGCGACCAAUUUAACAAAAAACAAUAAGUAAGACAAACGUAAAUAAACCGAAAAGGGAAGCCGGUAGGAAUCGGUUUGUAUGGACGCUUCGCCACUGGUAGUCUACCAACCUCCACGAGGCUAACGUGGUGGAAUAAGUGCAAAACCCUCUCAGUAAUAAAGGAGACCCGUGGCCAGCAGUGUGACAAUAUAUAAUUCAGGGCGGACAUUAUUUAUAUUUUGUUUAAGGUUAUAGGUUAUAAUUUCGUCGUAUUAAAUUUUAAAGGCCGAAAUAUCCAUGCAUAUUAAUUAUUUUUACGUUUUUCUUUCAACUGCGAGAAGUAAUCACUAACUAGACGUGAAUUUAAAUUCUUUACUUGUCAAUACUUGUUUAGUUACCCAGAUUAAAGGUGAAGCAAAAUGUAUGAAGAAUGGAUCUUAAGCUAUAACCUUAAUACAUUUUUUUUAUAUGGACAAAAUGACCCCUCUGUACCUGAUAGGAAGUGGAGUGGUAUAAUAGAAUGUCAACUGACGACAUGAUUACCCCUCGACAGUUGACACAAUUAUGCCGGCCUGUUGAAACCGGAUAUACACAGGCGAUGAUACGGAACGCGACACACUUGCCUGUGCUAUAUGAGUUUUAACAGCUUGUGUACGCUGGCCGCUAUCCCGGCGGAUAUAAAAUAUAUCCCACUUAAAUUAAACUAUUACUUAGGUCACGGCGGCAAAGCGGUCAAAGCGGCGAUAGCCUAGUUGGGUGUGGAACGGACUGCCAAGACGAAUGUCCGCAGGUUCAAAUCCCAAGGGCACACACCUCUGACUUUUCUAAAAAUCAUGUGUGUAUUCUUCGUGAAUU